Molecule: messenger RNA, 2237 nt
Organism: Solea solea (common sole)
Lineage: Eukaryota; Metazoa; Chordata; Actinopteri; Pleuronectiformes; Soleidae
Gene: rpz5
Product: rapunzel 5
Exons: 2
Coding region: 165-1343 (392 amino acids)
Source: RefSeq, a predicted model, not a curated record
GAGAGAGUCUAUAUAUACAUCCCAAAGAGGCUGGUGCUCACAGGCACAGCUGGACUACUGGAUAACUGGACUCAGGCCCACUGGAUAUUUAGCCAGAAAGGAACAAACAAAGUCUGUCGCUGUUGGAAAACACAUUAGCUUAGUGUCAAACACAUACCGCAGAGAUGAACAGUGUGGCAGACUGGAUCGUGCAGAACAGGGACAAGAUUGAAAAAGGUGUGGAGAUCAUGGGUCAAGCCUCUGAGGUGCUCGCUGCCACCGUGGGCCAGCUUCACCCGAUGCUGGAGGCCGUGUUCGUGGCGUCAGCCGAGCUCCUCAGCAAUCCGGACGGUCAAGAGGCUCGCUACCUGACGAAGCAGUUUGAAAUUGUCAACCAGAAACUCGAGGGAAUCCAAGACGAGAUUAACCAAAUAGCCCUGGAGCUGCAGAAGACGUCGAUGAACAAGCAGAACUUUGACCGCGAGGCGCAGAUGCUCAGCCAGUACGAGAAGUUCCAGGACUUUGUCAAUGCCAAGCCAAAGUUCCGGGAGAAGAAGAAGGAAAAGUUCCUCAGCCAUUUUGAGAACACUGACAGCGACUUGAACAUAGACGCGCUCUAUAAUGCCGUCACAGGGGAGAACACCUCAGGAGACCCUAUGCUGGAGACCGUAGUCACGACCGAGCAGAGGAGCAGACGGGCAGUUGAGGAUUUCUGUGCCCGACUGAAGAAGCUUUUUGUCGUGGGCAUUAUCGCCGUCAUGGGCCACGCUGCCCUCAAGGAAGGGGCAGUUGGUGAGGAGAUGGUGAAGAAGUGGCAGGGACGGAUGGAGGAUGUGGAGAAACGAAUGAAAGCGGCCGUGGACGAGUGCACGGAGAACUUUGCCGAACAAGCCAAGUUAGACAUGGAGCAGCAGCUUCAGGAGAAUCCCGGGACUGUGGACCGGGACUUUACCAAAACCCUUCUGGAUUCACUUGUAAAGAAAUAUGACUGGGUGAACUGGUCAAUCAGGGCUUUCAGUGACCGGGAGCGCAUCUUCUUCUUCAACUGGCUGGCAGGGAAGAAGUGCCAUGGAAUCAGGGGAGCCAAUUGGUUUGACCUUUUGACCACGAACAAGAUCAUAGUGGUGGUCUCAUUCUGCGUCAACCCCAAGCCCAUUAACAAGUGUCAGAUCCAGGAGCAGAUUGGGCAAAAGCUGAAGGGGAGUAUGAUGGAAGUGGCUCUGUCUUUGAACAAGAGUUUCCCCAAUUGCCUGGUCCAUGCUGUCAGCCAUUACAAGGAAGUGGUGGAGAGCAACAACUUCCACGAGGAUUGUUACUACUAUGGAAAACACAAGGGAGCCUACUUGGGUAUCCACCCUGAGUAGCUUUCAGAAAAAAAAUGAACAAACUGUAGCUGCAUACGCGAAGAAUCAAGCUACGGAUUCAUUCAUUCAUUCAUGUCUUUAUCAGAGACAGUAUACAAUGAUCCAUAAAGAUUGUCUGUGUUGAUAUAUACAGUAUAUAUAAUCUGCUCUGCCUGCUCCUCUAUGUGAUUCAUGACUUACUUGAAAUUCAAAUCUAUUCUUUCAUAUGUUUUAUACAUCUAUCUUUUGUUUGAUGAUACAGCAGCUUCAGUAAUCAGCUCCAUGCCAGCACGGACUUGGGUGUGAAUGUGUCCCCAGUAGAGACGACAGACGUUGGGCGAUAUUGAUCAGAACGUUGUUAUACAGUCUAUGACAAGCUGUAUAUUUAAAGAGACAAGUGUGGAUGUAUGAGGUACGACUGCACGGACAGCUCGUCCCUCUUCAGACACUGACCGUUAACAUUAACCUUCACAAAAGACUUGUCUACAUCUCACUGUUAGACAGCCUUUUCAACAGGAAACAACGAGAUGUUCCUAUGAGCGACACACACUUACCAAACAAGGCAACAGUAGACAAGCAGCACAUGUGUAGCCACAAGCUCAAGCUAAAAACUCAGAUUUACACACGUGUGUCUGAUGGUGAGAUACAACCGUCGAUUAUAAACUGUGCAUGUAAGCGUCCUGACUGACUCGUGCAACCACACUUCAAAAAACCUUCACCAUCACUUUCAGGUACCCUUAGACAAAAUGUGUAUUUUUUUUGUUUUUAAAAAGUCCAAUAUCCAAUAUUUGUUGCUGCUUUUGGUGCAAUAUAAUAUAGUGCUGCGGGGGAAGCCUCUCAAAUCUGUAGACCACAAUCUUUACCAAGACAUUUAUGUAUAUUUUACUUUGAUUUGCAAUAAACAAAAACAAAGGA